AUGUCGCAAAUCAAUGGUGGCAGAAUCGUGCCUAUACUUACGGGCCAUGAUCCGCUUCAUCCCAACUCAUUAGACCAGCCUACGAUCCCAGCUUCGAUCGCUCCGAUCCCGAAUCCUCAAGAGAGCUCGCCUUCUCCUCCGAUCCAUUCAAUGUCUCCAGCAAUGCACGACCCUUUACCAGACAAGAACCAUAGACCCACAAGCAAUGGCCACCCAAGCUUGGAGAUGCCGGCUCUAAAAGAGCGAGGGCUAUUUGCCCUACCGACCGAAGGUGAUGACAAGAUUCGUCAACGACUUGCCGACCAUAUGGCCGCAAAUAGAGACUAUUUCGUGCAGUUUGUCUCGGAUGGCGGCGAGCGACGACGACCAAAACGCGCAGCAGCGUCCGCAUAUGCGACGCGUUCCGCCGACGUAUCCGCCCCGUCUGAUCAGGAUAAGGAGUCGAGAUUCCAAGAAAUGAUCGCUACAACUCGCAAGAAUGCGGAGUGGGGUAGCUCAGAGCAUAUUCAGGCUUUCUGCCAAGCCUACAAGCUGGACGUUACCGUGUACACCAUGGAUGGGGUGCAACCAUUUCAAGACGUGAACACACCUUCUGGCGAGUCCCGCAAUGUGAUACACAUUGCAUUCCACGAAUUCAAACAUUAUUCUUCUGUUCGGCGCAUUGGGGAGACUCACAAGGGCCUCUUUUCUGAUGUCGAGUCUGCAAAGGCCACCCUACCUGCGCCCGAAUCCGAGGUCAAGGAGGAGUCAAAGCUUGAAACCGCUGCCGAAAGCUUUAGUUCUGGAGACAAGCCCAUUGUCGCUCACUCACCCGGCGAUUCCAACCUCGCCGUGGAUGUUUAUGCACCAUGGGACAUCAAGUCAAUCCAAGAGGGACUUGGCGGCCGAUACGACCGGGAGACCAUCAUUGACAUGCUGCAAAAGUGUCGGGGGGAUAUUGAUCGAGCGUUUGCUGCGCUUCUCGAUGAAAAGUCAGACGACUCGCUGGAGAAGAAAAAUCCUCCUGCCAUCCCAGUCAAGCCAAGUCUUCAAGCGUCCCGCGACACUUCGCCGUUCAGCACUGGCAGUAAACGGUCAGCAGACGACAGCGACGACUCAGAAGCUCCACAGCCUGCACGACGUGUCCGCCCCAAGCGACGGUUCCUUUCAAAUCUUACCUUGGGCGUGGGCAUCUCAUUCCGCGACCAAGAUGAAGUCGUUUCUCUCAAUCUUCGAAUGCCAUCAGAAAACGAAAAGGGUCAGGCCACAGACCCUUCUUCCACCUGUGGCACCACGCCGGAACAAUCGGACGUGGAAGAAAAGAAGUGUCGACGCAGCAAUCGGUUAACCCGAUCUCGCCAGACUCAUUGA
This is a messenger RNA of Penicillium olsonii, 1350 nucleotides long. Lineage: Eukaryota; Fungi; Ascomycota; Eurotiomycetes; Eurotiales; Aspergillaceae. The record is from the annotation of a GenBank genome assembly.